AUUGAAACUGAGAACAUGUCAUUUUAUAUUGGCCAUUUGCACCCAGUUGUGCCUCUUCAUUAGCAACCACCCUUAGAUGACAGGAAAACUCAAAAAGACGAAGAACACUGACACAUCAAAUAAAUUCACUUUGGAACACACUGGUUUUUCCAAGGAUGCACUGCCUUGCACAUGAAUUUCUGGUUCUGUGGCUUGUCAUGCUGCUGAGCUUGGCAAUCUGCCAGGAUACAUGCCGGGUACAGGACGGUAAGCCUGGAGAGCCUGGCAUACCUGGGAGAGACGGCCAUUCAGGACAGAAAGGCCAGAAAGGGGAAGCAGCUCCCUGGUUGGAUGUGGAUAUGAAGAUAGGUGUUAAGGGGGAUGGAGGAGACAGGGGAUUCCCGGGAUCAAUGGGGCCGAAGGGGUACAGAGGGGAAAAUGGGCAACAGGGCCUGCCUGGACCCCAGGGGCGCCCAGGACCAAGGGGAGACAGCAGUGGCCUCGAUGGACAGCACCAAUCAGCAUUCUCUGUUGAGCGAACUGUGAAGGAUAAACCAAACAAUGGGGCACCGGUGACCUUCAACACUGUCCUCGCAGACAUCAGUGGUGACUUCAACCUUAAGACCGGCUACUUUACCUGCAAAAUAGCUGGAGUCUACUAUUUUGUCUUCCAUUCCAUGUCCUCCAUGGGGAACCUGUGUCUGGCUCUGAAGAGUGAUGCCCUGGGCCAGGAGAGUCUGGGGUUCUGUGACGUCAACAAGAGGGGAAUAUCUCAGGUGCUCUCAGGAGGAGGGGUCCUCAAGCUCACCCAGGGCCAGAAGGUGUGGGUGGAGCCAUUUAAGGAGGGCUCCAAACUGGCCAACCACAUGACCGAAACCCAGAGCAGGUCUAUUGUCUUCAAUGGCUUCCUAAUUUUUCCUGCUGCAGAGUAGUGAGUUGGGGCUCCAGUGUCUGUGGUCAUAGAGCAGAUCUAGCAUCAGGGUUCCCCUCUCCAUAUCCUAACCGAUUAUACAUUUUGAGCUGGAAAGGCUAAACUGAUCCUAGAUUAGGCUCUACAUUUAUAGUGUGUUUCAUAGUAGGCUUGUUGCUCUAAGAUCAGGAUCACCCUUUAUCUCAUAAUGGGUAAGGGUUGGAUCCAAGAUCAGCACUCCUGCCCUGAGAUACUAUAUGAAUAUGGACCUAAGCCUUCUAUACUUCAAAGCAAUCAGUAAUCUCUGUCUUAUAUCUGUCUAUCUGUAAGUUUUAGAAAUCAUACUGACAAUACUAGUGUAAUUCCCAGGUUUAUUUGGCUGUAACUUUUUGUAGCAAGUCUGUAACAAGUAUGUACUUUCAUAAAAAGUUUUUUUCUGUCCUUAGUUAAAUUAGAGUACUUAUGGGGGUAAUAUGAUGCCUGAUAUGUGUGCUGUUAUAUGAUGCAUUAACUCAGAUAUUUUAAACAAUCUACUACAUCCCUGUGUUAACAUCCCUGUCUCUACAUUGUAAAAGACACUGGUUUCGUUCAUGGAAAAAGUAAGCAAUAUUAAACAACAUAUUUAAAUAA
This is a messenger RNA of Anguilla anguilla (European eel), 1519 nucleotides long. RefSeq names its product complement component 1, q subcomponent, A chain (gene c1qa). Gene Ontology annotation, molecular function: protein binding. The transcript has 3 exons. The coding region runs from base 156 to 911 and encodes 251 amino acids. NCBI's taxonomy places the organism in Eukaryota, Metazoa, Chordata, Actinopteri, Anguilliformes, Anguillidae. The record is from RefSeq and is a predicted model, not a curated record.